AUGCAAUCAAUUGUUGCCAUUAGUCGUCUCAAUGGACACAAGAUAUUGAAUUGUCGUCACUUAAGUUCAGUGACAACUAUGUUAUCACCACAAGUAAUAUCUCAAUACGAGUCGGUCAUUGGUCUCGAAGUUCAUUCACAAAUGACUUGUAAAUCAAAACUAUUUUCUUCUUCUGGUACUUCAUAUAUGGGUUUUCCCAACAGUCAGGUGUCGUACUUUGAUUGUGGUCUUCCCGGAACACUACCGGUGCUCAACACUAAAUGUGUUGAAUCUAUUAUAAAGACAGGUUUGGCACUCAAUUGUCAAAUCUCUAAGAAGUCAACAUUUGAUCGAAAACAUUACUUUUAUGCCGAUAUGCCUUCAGGUUAUCAGAUAACACAACAACGGGAACCACUGGCGAUCAAUGGUUUUAUUGAGUUUAUUGUAUUUAAUACUAAAGAUAAAGAAAGUUAUCUGAAGAGAUCCGAACUGAAGCAAAUCCAAUUAGAACAGGAUUCGGGAAAGUCAUUGCAAGACAAUAACAGAGCACUGGUUGACCUGAAUCGGGCCGGAAUAGCGCUCAUGGAGUUUGUCUUUGAGCCAGACUUGAGGAAUGCUAACGAAGCGGUUUCAUUAAUAAGGGAAUUGAUAUUAAUAUUGAAAUCAUUGGACACCUGUAGCUGUAAAAUGGAAGAGGGAGUACUCAGAGUAGACGCCAAUAUAUCUGUUCGCAAACCUCAUCAAAGUCUAGGUAUUAGAACUGAAGUCAAGAAUCUUAACUCAUUUCGAUUCAUUCAUUCAGCCAUUGAAUAUGAAAUUAAUAGACAAAUAGCGAUCAUUGAAAGCGGUGGUCAAGUGGUCAAUGAAACCCGAAUGUAUGACAUGAAACUUAAAGAAACAGUUCCCAUGAGAGAUAAGGAAGUAGUUCAAGAUUACCGAUUUAUGCCCGAACCUAACUUACCAUCAAUUUUACUGACAGAUGACAAUGAAUUGAAUAACAAUCUGAUUAAUAUAUCUGAUAUCAAAAGACAAAUCAAUGUCAAACAAAUGCCGAAUCAUUUGAGAAAUUAUUUACUUAAUAAUUAUUCUUUAAAUUUAAGUCAAGUUUAUAUAUUAAUGAAUGAGUCGGGAAUGGCCAACACUUUUACCACAAUUGCUAAAUAUAUUAUUGAUUUAUUAAUCAAUGAAAGCAUUUCAUCAAGAAUUGCAAACCAAUUAUUAAAUCAAUAUUUUCAAAAUGAAAAGCGAUCGCCAAAUGAAGUGAUUACACAAAAUAAUUGGACACUUAUUACAGAUGACAAUAUUAUUAAAGAAAAAUGUUUGUUAACCAUUGAGACACUUCCAAAGAUUGCAAGAAAGUAUGCCAACAAAGGUGUCCGACGACACAAAUCUUUACUUAUAGAAAAUGUUAUGAAUUUAUUAGACAAUAGAGUCAAUGAAUGUGAUAUUUGGAAACAUUACGACCAAUUGCUUAGAAAUAAUACAAAUGUUUUCAARUAA
Molecule: messenger RNA, 1479 nt
Organism: Oppia nitens
Lineage: Eukaryota; Metazoa; Arthropoda; Arachnida; Sarcoptiformes; Oppiidae
Gene: GatB
Product: glutamyl-tRNA(Gln) amidotransferase subunit B, mitochondrial-like
Exons: 2
Coding region: 1-1479 (492 amino acids)
Biological process (GO): glutaminyl-tRNAGln biosynthesis via transamidation; mitochondrial translation
Molecular function (GO): glutaminyl-tRNA synthase (glutamine-hydrolyzing) activity
Source: RefSeq, a predicted model, not a curated record